AUGACAGAGGAACAGCGAGAUGUCUAUCUUUACAGGCGGCCCAUUACUAGCCUUGCCAAAGUCCCCGUGCUCAACAAAUGGGCCUAUGCCUCUAUCAACCACUGGGCAGUCUGCGUUGGCGAAACAUGCUACGAGGUUGCCCGCAUCCACGACCACCAUCCAACAGGGAAAUCUCACGACAUACGCGUCCUUACCAAGGCAGAAUGGAUUCAGUAUGCCCAACAACAAAAGCUUGCCUACCAAUAUGCGAAUUACGGGAAAUGCAAUGCCAAAUGGAAGGAUGACGACAUCAAGGAAUGCGCGGACGACAUAUGGGAACGAAUCUUCGACGGAACCUAUGAAAACUUCGAAUCGAACUGCCAAGAAUUCGCCCAUUUGCUUAUGCGGUGCAUUGUCGACGAUCUGCGUGAAGACACAAUCCCAAGACGGUGGCAGGAAUACAAUCCGGAUGGUCUCGUACCGGCAACACUGAUGGGGGGAGGGCCUGGUAUCACAAUAGGCGCAAUGGGCGCGGCCAAUGGGACGGCAGUGGCUGCGACAACAGGUGCAAGUGUAAUAACCAUGACGGAUCUCGUUGCCACGUUGGGCAUCCUGACGGGAAUCUCGGGAGUGGUUGCCUUUUGGUCAUAUAUAUACAAGAAGCACAAACGAUACAAAAAGAGCACGGCGGUGGUGAGGGAGUGGCACUCUGCAACGAAGACCACAACCAGGAAAGGAUGGCGUCGGGUCUUUUCCAGGAGCUCGUGGCGUCGCAUGUGGGAUGAACUCUGA
Messenger RNA from Podospora anserina S mat+, 771 nucleotides. RefSeq lists its product as uncharacterized. The record is from RefSeq and is a predicted model, not a curated record. Bases 1 to 771 code for a protein of 256 amino acids. NCBI's taxonomy places the organism in Eukaryota, Fungi, Ascomycota, Sordariomycetes, Sordariales, Podosporaceae. The transcript is spliced from 2 exons.